AUGCAGUUAGAAUUCCGAACAUUGAUGUUUGGAAUUGUAACAGUGCUGGUAAUAUUUCUGAUCAUUGCUGAUAUUGCUGAAGUCGAAGAAGAAAUUGCGUAAGUAGAGCGGGGGUUUCUGAUUCGAUUUGUUCAUCCAUUUUGUUUUACGUGUUAUCUAGUUGUGAAAAUGCAUUACUCAAAUAAAUAUAAUUAUCUUAUGUUCAUGUUAAAAUUGUUAGAUUCUGCGUUAUCUUCACUCAUUCAGUUUAGAACUUUAGAAGAUGUUGAGCACUCUUACAUUUCUCCAGUAGGAUGUAUGUAGGCUGAAUACAUGUUUUGUCCAUUUCAAGGUUACAAACCCCUGUGCAUUUAUUCAUUCGUUCUACUCCUAUUCCUUUACUGUACAUCUACACUCUUAGAAAAAAAGGUGCAAUCUAGAACCUAAAAGGGUUCUUCGGCUGUCCCCAUAGGAUAACCCUUUGAAGAACCCUUUUUGGUUCCAGGUAGAACCCUUUUGGUUCCAGGUAGAACUCUUGUGUUCCAUGUAGGGGGACAAUGUACUGGUAAUCAGAUAGUUUCAAAUCAAAUCAAAUGUUAUUUGUCACAUGCGCCGAAAACUACAGGUGUAGACCUUAUCCUGAAAUGCUUACUUACAAGCCCUUAACCAACAAUGCAGUUCAAGAAAUAGAGUUAAGAAAAUAUUUACUAAAUAAACUAAAGUAAAAAAUAAAAUAAAAUAAAAAGUAACACAUUAAAAUUACAUAACAAUAACGAGGCUAUAUACAGGGGGUACCGGUACCGAGUCAAUAUGCAGGCGUACAGGUUAGUCGAGGUAAUUUGUACAUGUAGGUAGGGGUAAAGUGACUAUGCAUAGAUAAUAAACAGUGGGUAGCAGCAGUGUAAAAACAAAAGGGGGGGAGGGGGUCAAUGUAAAUAAUCCGGGUAGCCAUUUCAUUAAUUGUUCAGCAGUCUUAUAGUUUGGGGGUAGAAGCUGUUGAGGAGCCUUUUGGACCUAGCCUUGGCUUCGUUUCAGUUGUAACUCUACACUGUUAGCUCUCUUCAGUGAAGAAUACUGUACUCUUUAACAGCUGUGUCAACUGGAUUUUGCUCUAAUUCUAUUGCAUUUUCAUAAUAAAAACAGUGUGUAUAGUCACGGUUUUAGAAGAGGUACUAACACAAUAGAACAGACCACUGUAUCAAAAGGAACCAGUACAAUAAUUGGAAGCCCUGUUUCUUUCCACAUCAAACCUUGAAUCAAUAGCAUCAUCAGGCUGAGCUGAGGCACCCCAGGGCUUCAUGAAAAAUGGCAUGCGCUUGGUGGUUUUGUUCCACACUUCAGUGUAUCCUGUUUGCACUCCAGCUCCAGUCAUGUCAUGGUAGAGGGCUGUUUGGUGGGUGGCUGUGUGGAUAGGAGAUUACUGUUUGAUUUGCUACUGAGAGAGCAACAGACUAGUGACAGAAGAAACAGUUUGCCUUUCUCCAGACAUAAUUGAGCCCUGCAGCAGAAAUCCUCUAUUACACAAAUACAACUCUUGAAGCUUGGAAGAUACAUGCGCUGCAAACAGUUCUGCCUUGGAGACUUCUGGGGCUGGAGAGAAUGAUAGCACAAGUCUCAAGAUUCUUAUAGCUGUAAAUGUUAAGCAGCUGGAACAGUUGGUACUGUAGCACUUUGUCUUACGGUACAGAAAUGACCAGGUACUUAUUAACGAAAUGAUGGUGGUAAUUACUCAAAAAUAAUCAUGUUUAUAUGGUAAUUACAUUGUAAUAACCUAUGAAUUACAAAUGUUUCAUGAAGGAGCUUGCCUAUAUUAGUACAUAUCUCCACUCCAAGAACAAUAGAAUAGCUGUGUUGCUCCCUGGAUAGCACAGCUAUCACAGCUGUCACCAUCAUUUCAGCAGAUUGAAUGCUCUUGGCUCCUGUUCUGCUGCCUGGUAUAUUAGUGAUUGUCCUUGCCUCUGUAAUAUCUGACACAAGAUGCAAUUGCACAUACCUAAUUGGGAUUUUCACUCUCCAUUUGCACCUUCCAAAUAAUGGAGCCGUAGUAUUAUGGUACUGUGUGCUUGCUCUAAUUGAUUUUCUGGAGCUUUAUAGUUUUACACACCCCGUGAGAGUUGGGUUUUUGAAACAGAUAUGUAAUGAGAUUUUUCUGUCUUUUCUUUAUUACAUUGAGAUUGUGGUCAUAAAAGGCAAUGAUGAUGUAUCUAAUGUUGUAUAUCUUGAACAGUAGUCCAUGCUACUCAUAGUGUACAGAUUAUAUACCAUUCAGGUUACUCUAUACAGGAUUUGUAGAGGAUGUUGACCAACUACACCUUUUUAUCCAGAUUCACAAGCACCGGUAACAGUCAGAUUGGUAGAUCAGUUGGCAUGUCCUGUUUUUUCCCUACCAGGGAUCAUAUGACACAUUGGCUUACAUGCCUCUUUAAUGACAAGCAUGGCCUUCAGCGCACAUUUUUCGAGCGUUAUAUCAAUGUAAUGGCUGUUCUGUUUCACGGUCUGACUACGUUUUGAUGCAUGCUCUUGUCCUUCAUGUUCACGUCAACGUGAUGAGCCUACUGCUCAUCUAAAUACACAUUAAGAGCGUAGCCAUAUACCAUAUUCUGACAGCUUGAGUUAUAUAUGUGAUGCCUGGAAUUUGAUUAAACCACCUCUUGCCCUCACUUUUCAUGUUCUGCACAAUUCCAUUCAUCUGACAAGAAUAUUAUAAAAUAUUAUUUUUUGUACAGUUUUUAAAAUAUUUUUUAAGCAAUACAAAACUUACACAUACAAACAAUAUUAUGAAUUAUUCUGAUGGUGGCUAUAAUUACUUUUUUCUUGGUCUAGGAAUAUUGGAGGUUCCAGAAAAUUGUACAUGCACAGCCUCAUUCCCAAGCCCAACAGGUUUGUCAGGCUGGUCUGCCCCUUCUUCCAUUGCCUUCAGGUUUUGUAAUACUCAUCAAUUCAGUUAUUCUAGCCUUUUAUUUGCUAUCUAUCAGAGCUCAUAUGCUUGCAGACAUGUAAAAUAAUGAACAGACUUAAUACACAUGAACAUAUCAGCAAUCUCAUUACCCUAUGAUUGGGUUUUGGCCUAAAGCAAGAGAAAGAACCUGAAUAAAAAACAUUAAAUUGCUUGUUUCCAUAGAAACAUGUAAGACCUAUGAGAUUUGGGAAAGGUGCAUGGAUUACAGAAUUGUGUGUAUCUAUUUGAAAUAAUUGAUAAAUCACACAAUUAAUGUACAAUCUCUGAUGUAUACUGAACAAAAAUAUAAACGCAACAUGCAACAAUUUCAGUUAGUUCAUAUAAGGAAAUCAGUCAAUUGAAAUAAAUUCAUAAGGCCCUAAUCUAUGUAUUUCACAUGACUGGGAAUACAGAUAUACAUCUGUUGGUCACAGAUACACUACAUGACCAAAAGUAAGUAGACACCUGCUCAUCGAACAUCUCAUUCCAAAUUCAUGGGCAUUAAUAUGGAGUUGGUCCCCCCCUUUGCUACUAUAACAGCCUUCACUCUUCUGGGAAGGCUUUCCACUAGAUGUUGGAACAUUGCUGCGGGGACUUGCUUCCAUUCAGCCACAAGAGCAUUAGUGAGGUCGGGCACUGAUGUUGGGCGAUUAAGCCUUGCUCGCAGUCAGAGUUCUAAUUCGGGGUUGAGGUCAGGGCUAUGUGCAGGCCAAUCAAGUUCUUUCACACCGAUCUCGACAAACCAUUUCUGUAUGGACCUCGCUUUGUGCACGGGGGCAUUGACAUGCUGAAACAGGAAAGGGCCUCCCCCAAACUGUUGCCACAAAGUUGGAAGCACAGAAUCGUCUAGAAUGACAUUGUAUGCUGUAGCGUUAAGACUUCCCUUCACUGUAACUAAGGGGCCUAGCUUGAACCAUGAAAAAUAGCCCCAGACCAUUAUUCCUCCUCCACCAAACUUUACAGUUGGCAUUAUGCAUUCGGGCAGGUAUCGUUCUCCUGGCAUCCGCCAAACCCAGAUUCAUCCGUUGGACUGCCAGAUGGUGAAGCGUGAUUCACCACUCCAGAUAACGUGGUUUGACUGCUCUAGAGUCCAAUGGCCACUCCAGCCAACGCUGGGCAUUGCGCAUGGUGAUCUUAGGCUUGUGUGCGGUUGCUCGGCCAUGGAAACCCAUUUCAGAUAUUGGCAGGAACUGGGACAUGCUGUUGUACACGUCGAUCCAGAUUAUCCCAAACAUGCUCAAUGGGUGACAUGUCUGGUGAGUAUGCAGGCCAUGGAAGAACUGAGACAUUUUCAGCUUCCAGGAAUUGUGUACAGAUCCUUGUGACAUGGGGCUGUGCAUUAUCAUGCUGAAACAUGAGGUGAUGGUGGCAGAUGAAUGGCACGACAAUGGGCCUCAGGAUCUCGUCACGGUAUCUCUCUACAUUCAAAUUGCCAUUGAUAAAAUGCAAUUGUGUUCGUUGUCCGUAGCUUAUGCCUGCCCAUACCAUAACCCCACCGCCACCAUGGGGCACUCUGUUCACAACGUUGACAUCAGCAAACCACUCACCCACACGAUGCCAUACACGUGGUAUGCAGUUGUGAGGCCAGUUGGACGUACUGCCAAAUUCUCUAAAAUGACGUUGGAGGCGGCUUAUGGUAAGAAAUGAACAUUACAUUCUCUGGCAACAGCUCAGGUGGACAUUCCUGCAGUCAGCAUGCCAAUUGCAUACUCCCUAAAAACUUGAGACAUCUGUGGCAUUGUGUUGUGUGACAAAACUGCACAUUUUAGAGUGGCCUUUUAUUGUCCCCAGCACAAGGUGCACCUGUGUAAUGAUCAUGCUGUUUAAUCAGCUUCUUGAUAUGCCACAACUGUCAGGUGGAUGAAUUAUCUUGGCAAUGGAGAAAUGUUCACUAACAGGGAUGUAAACGAAUUUGUGCACAACAUUUGAGAUAAAUAAGCUUUUUGUGCUUAUGGAACAUUUCUGGGAUCUUUAUUUCAGCUCAUGAAACAUGGGACCAACACUUUACAUGUUGUGUUUAUAUUUUUGUUCAGUUUAAAAAUGAUAGAAAAUAAGUCUAAUUAAUGAUGUAAUGAAAUGGACUAUAGGGCUUUCAUUACACAUUGGAUGGCUUUACACAGAGGACAUGGUUGUUCAGUCACACUGCUUUUUUAAGUGUUGACAUUCAUUCUUAUAUCACAUGUAUCAAAGUCAUGUUGCCUUUAAUUUAGGAUGGAUGCCUCUCUGUCCUGUCAUAGAAAUGUAGCAGUGAAGGCCAAUCCUAAACCAUUAGUCAGUGAAGGGGAGGACAAGAGCCCUGCUUCUCCUUCAUACUCAAAUAAUACCACCAAGCUCUCUUCAGAUAACUGGACGUUCAACAGGAGCCUCUCCAACCUCAUCAGGUAGGCCUACCUCUGCAUUGGUUUCCAUCAGGUCUCACACUCCUCUAAGCUAGGUAUUCCCUCAUGGAUAACUUAUUUUCUUCUAUAGGAAGAACAUCCUGAGGUUCUUCGACCCAGAGAGGGACAUCUCUAUUCUGAAGGGCACAUUGAAACCUGGAGAUGUCAUCCACUACAUCUUUGACCGUCAGAGCACUACCAACAUCUCAGAGAACCUGUACCGGUUGCUGCCCACUGUGUCCCCCAUGAAGAACCAGCACCACAGGCACUGUGCCAUCGUAGGGAACUCUGGGAUCCUACUCAACAGCAGCUGUGGGCCAGAGAUAGACUCCUAUGACUUUGUUAUCAGGUAAGGUGUGCUCUCGUUCUCCGUGGCCGACGUGAGUAAGUCAUUUAAGCAUGUUAACUCUCGCAAGGCUGCCGGCCCAGACAGUAUCCCAAGCCGCGUCCUCAGAGCAUGUACAAACCAGCUGGCUGGAGUGUUUACGGACAUGUUCAAUCUCUCCAUAUCUCAGUCUGUUGUCCCCACUUGCUUCAAGAUGUUCACCAUUGUUCCUGUACCCAAGAAAGCGAAGGUAACUGAACUAAAUGACUAUCACCCUGGAGCACUCACUUCUAUCAUCAUGAAGUGCUUUGAGAGGCUUGUUAAGGAUCAUAUCACCUCCACCUUACCCAACACCCUAGACCCACUACAAUUCCCAUAUCGGCCCAACAGAUCUACGGACAACGCAAUCACCAUUGCACUGCACACUGCCCUAUCCUAUCUGGACAAGAGGAAUACCUACAUUAUAUACACUGAGUGUACAAAACAAAACCUUUUGCCCUCAGAACAGCCUCAAUUAUUCGGGGCAUGGACUCUACAAGGUGUCAAAAGCGUUCCACAGGGAUUCUGGCCCAUGUUGACUCCAAUGCUUCCCACAGUUGUGUCAAGUUGGCUGGAUGUCCUUUGGGUGGUGGACCAUUCUUGAUACACACAGGAAACUGUUGAGCGUGAAAACCCCAGCAGAGUUGCAGUUCUUGACACACUCAAACCAGUACGCCUGGCACCUACUACCAUACCCCGUUCAAAGGCACUUACAGCUUUUGUCUUGCCCAUUCACCCUCUGAAUGGCACACACAAUCCAUGUCUUAAUUGUCUUAAGGCUUAAAAAUCCUUCUUUAACCUGUCUCCUCCCCUUCAUCCUCCAGUGUUAAAUUCAACACUAGUCCAGUGUCUAUAUGGGUCCUCACUUUUCAGUGUUAAAUUAACACACUGCUUACUGUAAAGCAUUAUUUGCAUAUUUCCCACAGAGCCUUGCCAAAAUUAGAAAAGUGUAAUAUCAAAAAAUUUAGCUAGCUAGACUAUCUUACCCAUGCUCUGAAAUUGGAGUAGAUAGCCAGAGCGAAUUUACCAGCUACAUCUAUCAACAGUUGUCGCAGUGGCAUUCUAUUGAAAUGGAUCUUGCAUAGUGGAGUCUAUGGUUAAAACAUGUAGCUAGCUAGCUAGGUAAACAAUGAAGCAUAAUACCAACUCAUGAUGUUACUACCCUGCAUGAAUCUGCAGGUAGUUAACCAACCAGAUUCAAUGUUAGCUAGCUAACAUUAGGCUAUAACUAGCAAAGCAAAUGGCUCUGAGGUACGAAUAAUAAAAUCAUACCCAUGACACUAGCUAGCAAGCUAGCCAGCUAACGUUAGCUAGCUAGCUAACAGUACACUUUAACUUGAAAUUAAAACGACUUUCUGUCAAAAUUAGAAACGUGUAAUAUCUGAAAAUGUAGCUAGCUAGACUAUCUUACCCAUGCUCUGAAAUUGGAGUAGAUAGCCAGAGCGAAUUUACCAGCUACAUCUAUCAACAGUUGUCGCAGUGGCAUUCUAUUGAAAUGGAUACUUGUAUAGUGGAGUCUUUUGUUAAAACAUGUAGCUAGCUAGCUAGGUAAACAAUGAACCAUAAUCCCAACUCAUGACGUUACUACCCUGCAUGAAUCUGCAGGUAGCUAACCAACCAUGUUCAAUGUUAGCUAGCUAACAUUAGGCUAUAACUAGCAAAGCAAAUGGCUCUGAGAUACAAAUAAUAAGAUCAUACACAUAACGUUAGCUAGUGAGCCAGCCAGCUAAUGUUAGCUAGCUAACAGUGCACUUUAACUUGAAAUGAAACCACUUUCUGUCAAAAUUAGAAACGUGUAAUAUCUGAAAAUGUAGCUUGCUAGAAUAUCUUACCCAUAUAUUUUACAUUUACAUUUUAGUCAUUUAGCAGACACUCUUAUCCAGAGCGACUUACAGUUAGUGAGUGCAUACAUUUUCAUAUUGGCCCCCCGUGGGAAACUAACCCACAACCCUGGCGUUGCAAGCGCCAUGCUCUACCAACUGAGCUACAGGGUACAUCAACUGGCUUGAGAAGCGAAAGUAUUCACCCCUCUUGGCAUUUUUCCUAUUUUGUUGCCUUACAACCUGGAAUUAAAAUUGAUUUUUGGGGGGUUUGUAUCAUUUGAUUUACACAACAUGCCUACCACUUUGAAGAUGCAAAAUACUUUUUAUUGUGAAACAAACAAGAAAUAAGACCCAAAAAAACAGAAAACUUGUGCAUGCAUAACUAUUCACCCCCCUAAAGUUAAUACUUUGUAGAGCCACCUUUUGCAGCAAUUACAAUGCAAGUAUCUUGGGGUAUGUCUCUAUAAGCUUGGCACAUCUAGCCACUGGGAUUUCUGCCCAUUCUUCAAAGCAUAACUGCUCCAGCUCCUUCAAGUUGGAUGGGUUCUGCUGGUGUACAGCAAUCUUUAAGUCAUACCACAGAUUCUCAAUUGGAUUGAGGUCUGGGCUUUGACUAGGCCAUUCCAAGACAUUUAAAUGUUUCCCCUUAAACAACUCGAGUGUUGCUUUAGCAGUAUGCUUAGGGUCAUUGUCCUGCUGGAAGGUGAACCUCUGUCCCAGUCUCAAAUCUCUGGAAGACUGAAACAGGUUUCCCUCAAGAAUUUCCCUGUAUUUAACACCAUCCAUCAUUCCUUCAAUUCUGACCAGUUUCCCAGUCCCUGCCGAUGAAAAACAUCUCCACAGCAUGAUGCUGCCACCACCAUGCUUCACUGUGGGGAUGAUGUUCUCGGGGUUAUGAGAGCUGUUGGGUUUGCGCGAGACACAGCGUUUUCCUUGAUGGCCAAAAAGCUCAAUUUUAGUCUCAUCUGACCAGAGUAACUUAUUCCAUAUGUUUGGGGAGUGUCCCACAUGGCUUUUGGCGAACACCAAACGUGUUUGCUUAUUUUUUUCUUUAAGCAAUGGCUUUUUUCUGGCCACUCUUCCGUAAAGCCCAGCUCUGUGGAGUGUACAGCUUAAAGUGGUCCUAUGGACUGAUACUCCAAUCUCCGCUGUGGAGCUUUGCAGCUCCUUCAGGGUUAUCUUUGGUCUCUUUGUUGCCUCUCUGAUUAAUGCCCUCCUUGCCUGGUCCGUGAGUUUUGGUGGGCGGCCCUCUCUUGGCAGGUUUGUUGUGGUGCCAUAUUCUUUCCAUUUUUUAAUAAUGGAUUUAAUGGUGCUCUGUGGGAUGUUCAAAGUUUCUGAUAUAUCUUUAUAACCCAACCCUGAUCUUUGGUUUUAGAAGUGGGGGGACAUAAAUAUUAUGAUAUAUAUAUAUAUAUAUAUAUAUAUAUAUAUAUAUAUAUAUAUAUAUAUAUAUAUAUAUAUAUAUAUAUAUAUAUUAUUUUUGAAAGUCGGACAAACACUCCAAACAGCCUACCCGACCGCUCGGAGGCGUCCGCAUGAUCCUAAAGCACACCGUUGCCUCGUUUUGUAUCACAUUCCAAUGAUAAAACUGGGGGGGGGGGAUUUGUUUAGAAAAAUGUAUGUUAUUUAUAUUUGAGAGGGAUAAGAUUAAUUAAUCAAUCAAUGUACAUGCAAAAACAUAGAUAUUGAAACAAACAAUUCUAAAAAUCAACCUGCAAUAGAGCAUUCUGGUAAAUAUGAUAGGCGUGGUUUUGGUUUAACACUGGUUAUUAACAUCAACACUGGGAUUCUUUUACAUGAAUGAGUCUUAACUUAAUUUAACACCUGAAUCAACACUAGAAAUGUUACACUGAAAAAUCAACACUAGGGAACACGGGCCAAUUUGCUGUGUAUAAAAGUUAAUUAUGAGUUAAUUUAUCACAAAAUUUGCAGUGGAAUAUUCAGGAUAGGAAUGUAUAAAAGCACUAUACAUCUUUAUACUCAUAACCUUUAUGUAAGCACAGUCCCUUAGAUUUCACAAAUACUUUACCUUGAUGAAUCAAUGCCACUGCACUAGAACACAUAUUCUCCACACCUUUGAAAUGCCUGCUACUUUUAGAAAUGAACAGCAAUACUUACAGCAAUUAAAUACCUGCUGGGUAAAUGUGACAUUUUCAAAAGCUACUGCUAUCCACCCGAAAUCUAAUGAGGUGCUUUAGAGAAGCACUGCCGUUUAUUCCUAGGACUGCUACACUCAUUUACCAGGGGAGAAUGUCUAUCUGCAACCAUCCGUCAAUGCUGCUCUGUGCUAGUGUGUCAGCAAACGGCUUUCUGUGAGUGGGUUAUUUAUUGCUAUAUCACUGCUUUGUCUGUCAGUAUAGCAACAGAGAAAGUACAGCUAUGCAUAGCAAUGUUACAACUACAGAUGUUAUGGUGGAAGAAAUCCAAGGUUGCCUAACUGUGUUUGAAAUGAGGGAGGAUGAUUUAAAAAAAUUAAGACCAUGGCCUUAUUUCUAUUACAGCAUAUUGGAUGACUGUCAUUCAUAUCCCAUUCACCCAGCUCAAUCUAACAUCGAAAGGUUUAGGCUACUACGUGAUACUCCAAUUUUCCCUGUACCCAUCAUGAGGUUGCUACAACCUAGCCUAUGAAUGAAAGUUUACAACGUAGGUGCACAGGUCGAGAUAAUUUUAAGUAAUCAAGGUGACAGACUGUGAUACAUUCAAUACUGCCUUGCACACUCUUUCCUGCAUCUAGCUGAUCUAGGGUGUAAUCAUAAGUCCAACAGUUGCAAAUUAGAGUUUCUAUUGGACAAAUUUAUGUUUAUCCCCAUUUUGUUCCAUUUGCUUCCAUUUAAGAAGCGUUUUUCAACAGAAUCGGCAGAAUGAAUACACCCCUGAUCACAAGCAAACACAGUUCACUUUCAUAGCAGCCACAUAAAAACAGCAUGAUCACUGCUCUUUGUAUAUAUAAUUCCUUCUCGCAACUAUCUACGCGCUCUCCUCUCACCUUUUCCAUUUGCUUGUGGACUUCAGUGCACAACACAUCAGCUUUCUGUGACCAGGCAAAGAAGCAUUUUGAAGCCAAACCUUCAUAUCAUGACCGCUAAUCGCUACACACAGCCUACAUUGUAGUCACAUCAAAGUGAACAUACUAUAACAAAUGCGUUAGUAAACCCACUACAAUCAUGCAGUACAGUGUACAGUCAGAAAGCAGUUUAGCAAUUACACCGGCGGGCCCCGGUGACAAUAAAUUAAUCAAAUCAAAAGCCAACCUUGACUUGGAUAGCCAUAACCAGCUAGCUAAUACAGCAUCCCUCUCUGUUUGAGCCGGGUGUUUGAGUAGGCUACACUAGUUAGCUGCAUUCACUAGCUAAGUGAAAGUGAAAAUUUAAGAAAAUACAACCAAAUAUAGCUAGCUAGCUCUCUCUCUCUCUCUCUUUCUCUCUCUCUCUCUCUCUCUCUCUCUCUCUCUCUCUCUCUCUCUCUCUCUCUCUCUCUCUCUCUCUCUCUCUCUCUCUCUCUCUCUAUAUCUCUCUCUCUUUCUCUCUAUCUCUCUCUCUUGCUACUCCUUAAUUUUGGAAGAAAUUAAUUUGUUAAAAACUGUUCUACUAUUGUUUUUCUCUCUCUUUGAGUCAACUACUCACCAUUUUAUGCACUGCAGUGCUAGCUAGCUGUAGCUUAUGCUUUCAGUACUAGAUUAAUUCUCUGAUCAUUUGAGUGGGUGGACAACAUGUCAAUUCCUCCGGAAGUUGUCAUAAUUACUGUGUAAGUCUAUGGAAGGGGGUGAGAACCAUGAGCCUCCUAGGUUUUGUAUUGAAGUCAAUGUACCCAGAGGAGGACAGGAGCUAUCUGUCCACCGGCUACACCAUGGUGCUACCCUACAGAGUGCUGCUGAGGCUACUGUACACCUUCAUUGCAAAACAGUGUGUUUUAAUCAAUUAUAUGGUGACGUGAAUAUAUUUCAUAUUGUUUUUUAAAUGAUAUUUUUUAAUGUUUCACUAUAAAAAAAUAUAAAAAAAUUCACUGAGGAGGAUGGUCCUCCCUUUCCUCCUCUGAGGAGCCUCCACUGCAUCAUGAGUAUGGGUAAUGAGAAGGUAGAGCACAUAAAUCAGGGGUGUCAAACUCAUUCCAUGGAGGGCCUAGUGUCUGCUGGUUUUAGGUUUUUCAUUUCAAUUAAGACCUAGACAACCAGGUGAAGGGAGUUCCUUACUAAUUAUUGACCUUAAUUAAUCAAUCAAGUACAAGGGAGGAGCGAAAACCCGCAGACACUCGGCCCAGUUGUGGAAUGAGUUUGACACGUGACAUAAAUCAAUGAUGCAGAGAGGUAUCUGAACUAAUGGGAAUUGGGAAAUAUGCGAAACCAUAUCAUUAUUUCACAGAUCGUUUGGAAGUGGAAUCAUAGUAUAUCUCGUAUCUUUUGAUUCCUGUACAAUAAUUGCCAUACUGUAGCAAGGCAGUAGAUUUUCGAUGAUACAUUUGUACUGCUGUAAUGAGAUUGGGAUAUUUGAAGUCCCUCAUUACCUUGGGAUGGUGUUUUUCCCCAUCCUCCUUGUGUAACUUGAUCUACCGUCUGGAUAUGCAGAGCCAUACUGUAUGCCUCCAUGGUGGAAGAGUAAAUCCCCAACCCCCCUGCUGCUGGAGUGUCAGAUCAACAGGGCAAUGGCAAGACAGGUCAGGAUGGGUUGGCAGAGAAAGACAUGGCUUAGCAGGGGCAGUUAGCUGGGAGGGAGUGAUGAGGGAUUUGCUGAGGUAUUCAGGUAGGGAGAUAAUGCCUCUGCUCACAGCAGUGCUCAGUUAAACCUGACUCUGGCUCUCACACAGCCACACAUUUUUUAAUAGAUACAGGACAUUUUAUGUCCUCUUUGAUCAUUAUCUCUCUGUGCAUUGGUACUGUAUAGUAAUCACUUUUACUGAGGUCAGUCAAGUAACCUUCUUUGGACACCAUACCAACACAUAGCAGGAUGACACAUGGAAUACAUUCAUUAGGGUUUUGAGUUGCAGUGCACCCAUGAGCUAGGUGUGUUUGGUAUAGGGUUAUUCUUAGCUGACUGAGUAUGUGCUUAAUGCAUGUUGAACAAUGUCAGAGCUACCUAAAUUAAUGUAUGUGGAGUUUACAAAUCUUUAUGGACGACAGUAGGAUUGGGCCAAUUUAUGAGUUCUGUGGUUUGACCUUAAUAUUUGUGAAAGACUAAUCAAAUGGACUAUAUGAUAUUAGAGUAAUUUAGAUAAAUGUAUCUUUGCAGAUGUAACCUGGCGCCAGUGGAGGAGUAUGCUGGGGACGUGGGCCGGCGCACCAACCUGGUGACCAUGAACCCAUCUGUGGUGCAGCGGGCCUUCCAGGACCUGGCCAGCGAGGAGUGGAGGGAGCGCUUCCUGCAGCGGCUCCGGGGCCUCAGCGGCAGCGUACUGUGGAUCCCAGCCUUCAUGGCCAAGGGAGGGGAGGAGAGGGUGGAGUGGGCCAUCCGUCUCAUCCUGCUGCACACAGUGGAUGUGCACACCGCCUUCCCCUCACUGCGCCUUCUCCAUGCUGUCAGAGGGUAAGAGGGCUCUUUGUUACACUGCAGCUCGUAGUCUGUCUGUACACCUGUGAGCUCCACAAUCCAGGGCCUGGAAGGCACAAAUUAAGCAGCAGUUCACAGAUCCCCUGCUAUUUCUAAAGGGAGUAUUAGAGCUACUCAACAGGCCGUUGGUGACUAACUUACUGCUGCUGGCCUCUCUGCCAGCUGUUGAAUUUGCAGAAGGAGGACAGUUAGCCAGCAGUACUGAUAUUUUUUGUACUGUAUUUCUACAAAAAGCCUGGAAUCUUCUCUGAAAGGGCAAUAAAUGACUUGAAAUGCAGGGAAAAUGCUCAUAGAAAUGCAGUGCAUGUCUAUGACCUUUAGCUACAGUGGUGCUUGAUAAAUGCCAAACUGAAUACUUUCCCCUGGGCUUCUGCUUCUCUGAGUACUAGAUGCCCUUUAAAUAGAUCCACCAUUGACCUCCUACUAGUCCUAGUCCACUGCUAGGUCACUGGGCUCCUCUCUGAGUAUCUAGAGGUCAAGGUAGGCCAUACUGGGCUGGGCUGGGCUGUGCUGUGCUGUGCUGGGCUGGGGGUCUGUGAGUGAGAGGACCAGAUGGGGCUUGCUUUGUGACUGCAGGCCCCAGACCCCUCAGUCUUAUUACAAUUCAGUUCCUCUACUCGAGCCCACUGGCGCCUCAGCAUACAUCCACCCAGAGAUCUGAGUGAAAGCCACCACAUAGAGAGAGAAAGCGUGCUUAUUGUAGGGGCUUAUUCAAGGGUGAGUGGACUGCCAUUGAAGUGCUAAGAAUACAGAGGGUUCAGUGCUUUCUAAUGGAUAUUGGCUUCAAUGCACUCAUCCUCUUUAUCAGGGAUAAAGUCUACCAGACUUUGACAGUCUUUAAUACUAUUGUAUUCCUGCUAUGUGUUAUCUGUCAUAGGACCUUGGCGUGUGUGCAAGUGUCCACUAGUUCCAUAGGUUCUGUAGAUUUUUUUUCCAGAUACGAAGGAAAAUAUUGAACACUGAGAAGAAAUAGCUCUAGCCUAAAACAAACAUUCCAAAGAUUUCCUCUCAGGUAUUUUUUUCAGAUGUCAGGUGACUCUUCAGUGCCUUUAAAUACCUUUACCUAGGUUAUAUAACUCUCUCUUGCUCCAUUCUUUAGGUAUUGGCUGACCAACAACGUCCAGAUCAAGAGACCCACCACUGGUCUGCUGAUGUACACCAUGGCCACUCGCUUCUGUGAGGAGAUCCACCUGUACGGUUUCUGGCCUUUCCCUCAGGAUUCACAGGGGAAACCAGUGAAGUACCACUACUAUGAUACUCUGACCUACACGUACACGUCCCAUGCCAGUCCACACACUAUGCCACUGGAGUUCAGGACCCUGAGUUCACUCCACAGACAGGGGGCGCUGCGGCUCCACACUGGCUCU
Coregonus sp. 'balchen' is the source of this 14389-nucleotide messenger RNA. The record is from the annotation of a GenBank genome assembly. Lineage: Eukaryota; Metazoa; Chordata; Actinopteri; Salmoniformes; Salmonidae.